CGGGUAAAUGUAAAUAAUGUUUUUACCAACACCGUAAUUGCGUAUCUGUGAUAUUUAUAGCUUCAAUGUUCUGUGAAUUGGAGAUGUUUUAGUCAGUUGUGUAACAGCCGGCCGGCAUCAAACACGCACAAGUUUCGUACUUAUCAUGGCCAAGGUAAACAUUCCAGCGCUUAAACUUAACAAUGGCAGAGAUAUUCCAGCAUUGGGCUAUGGAACGUGGUUGGGCCUAAAUGAUAAGGCCGAAUUCGAUCCUACAGAUGUACCGAAAAUGGUAGAUGCGCUUUCAUAUGCUAUUGAUAUAGGUUAUCGGCAUAUUGAUACAGCGCAUCUAUACAGAGUAGAGCCAGAGGUAGGGCAAGUCAUUAAUAGAAAGAUACAGGAAGGAGUUGUGAAGAGGGAGGAGCUGUUUGUUACUACUAAGGUAUGGCAUCAUUACCAUCGGGAGGCAGAUGUCGAGGUUUCGGUGAGAGCGUCGCUACGUCGUCUUAAUCUUGAAUAUUUGGAUCUUGUCCUAAUGCACUGGCCUAUGUCAAUAUCGCAAGAUGGCGUUGAUGAGAAAAUAGAUUACCUCGAAACAUGGCGUGGCUUCGAAUCAGUUUUACAGAAAGGCUUAGUGAAAGCUAUUGGCGUUUCAAAUUUCAACGUUGAGCAAUUGAAGAGACUCGUAGCCAAUUCCAAAGUUGUACCAGCAUCCAAUCAAGUUGAGAUUAAUCUAAACUUGGGCCAAAAAGAACUAGUAGACUACUGUCAAGCCAAUAAUAUAGUUGUAGUAGCCUAUUCUCCAUUUGGUACUAUGGUACCUAGCCGAAACCAACCUAACAGUCCUGAACCUAAAUUAAAUAAUCCAACCUUGGUGACCAUUGGCAAAAAAUACGGGAAAACUGUGACACAGGUCACAUUAAGAUAUUUGUAUCAACGUGGCAUUAUAUCCAUUCCAAAGACCGUGACGAGAAGCAGAGUGCUGGAAAAUGCUUCGAUUUUCGACUUUGCUCUCGAUAAUGAUGACGUCAGGACUAUAGCUCAAUUUGAUAACGGUUAUCGCACUGUUGUGCCUGCUUUUUGGCAAGACUUCACUAAUUAUCCAUUCGAAAAACGUCCAGUUAAAUUGGAGAUUCCUUUGGCUCUAAGAAGAUGGAAGAACGGGGCUAACUUGGACAUCGAAUAAAUAAUUUUAUUAAUGAAUUACCACGAGUUAAUGCUAUUAAAACAUAUUGAAUAAAA
Messenger RNA from Galleria mellonella (greater wax moth), 1221 nucleotides. Its product is annotated as aldo-keto reductase AKR2E4-like. The record is from RefSeq and is a predicted model, not a curated record. Bases 146 to 1165 code for a protein of 339 amino acids. The transcript is spliced from 7 exons. Gene Ontology annotation, molecular function: aldose reductase (NADPH) activity. Gene Ontology annotation, cellular component: cytosol. NCBI's taxonomy places the organism in Eukaryota, Metazoa, Arthropoda, Insecta, Lepidoptera, Pyralidae.